UCUUUAGUCCUUAUUUUUGUCGUAUUAAUGUAAAAAAGUGCUUAUUCGUGGUCACGUAACGGAAGGAAGAUAGCUAUGGAAUUGUGCCAGCGGCUAUGUCCCUGUCAUAUAUUUAGAAAGUUUGAGAUGAAAAUGCAAAGUCGCGCUCUUAGUUUCCGGAGUCACCAUUGCAGAUGGAAUGAACAUAAGCCUUUUCUCCGCUAGCAUAAUCCGCCUUUCGUGUGAAUAACAGAAAACUGAUCGUACGAUUUGUUUAUAGUACUGUAAGAACGAGCGUCCUUCGUCCAACUUCUGUUAAAACAAUUUUAUCGCGUACAGUGUCAUUACUUGAUGAUGACAACUUGUACUCACCCUUUUGUCGUUAUCCAGAAUUUAAUUUCACUUCCGGAGAAAUGCCGUAAACAAUACAAAGAAUGUAGACAACAUCGCCUAGAAACAAAUCUGUGUGUCUAAUUAAGUCAUAUGUUCUACUUCUGCCACACUUCUCAUCACACCCAGGAUCAUAUUGAAAGCUAAAUCUAUAUACUCACACUACUUGACUUAACACAUUUAACUUUACUCAUACAAUCAUUAGUGUUCAUCCUCAGAGCCACUAUCUGGAUACAUGACUACAAUGGAACAAAGUAGGUGCAGAAGUGUUCUUGAGGCCCAUAUGAAAGAACCAUAGUCAACGUAUCACAAUCAUUCGUGAACAAAGUGGCAGGCCUGUCAGUGCUAAUAAUUUAUGCAUUCUUUGGUGCUAUGCCAAGUAUUAGGUGGAGGAUCAGGAUUUGUUGGCUCAGCACUAACGUCCUUGCUUCGAGCUAAAGGUUACUCUGUUACUAUAAUAUCACGAAUGCCAGGCCCACAGCGAAUGUCAUGGGGUGAUUUGGAGAAAAGUGGUCUUCCUGAUAAUACAACAGCAGUUGUGAAUUUAGCAGGGCAAAAUGUUCUAGACCCCACAAGGAGAUGGACACCUGGAUUUAAGCAGAAUGUUUGGUCAAGUCGUGUAAAUACUACACAGUCUUUAGCACAUUCAAUAACAAAAUCUGCCAACAAACCUAAAGUUUUUGUUACAAUAUCUGGUGUAGGUAUUUAUAAACCAAGUCCAUCAGAGGAAUACGAUGAAGAGAGUAGCGUAAAAAGCUUUGAUUUUUUGUCAGAAUUAUGUCACGAAUGGGAAGCUGCCGCAAAACUGCCAGCAGAUUCAGGUGUUCGUCAAACCAUAGUGAGAUCAGGUGUUGUCCUGGGAAGAAAUGGUGGAAUGAUAAAGCAGCUUUAUCUUCCAUUCUACCUGGGUUUAGGUGGACCUGUUGGUUCAGGAUCACAGUUCAUGCCAUGGAUUCAUAUUCAUGACUUAACAAAUCUACUUCUUUAUGCAAUUGAAAAUCCGCAGGUGACUGGAGUACUAAAUGGUGUUGCCCCACAGGUUGUCACAAACAAGGAAUUCACACAAGCCUUUGCUAGAGCACUGUGGCGGCCAGCUUUCAUCCCACUGCCAGAAAUGGUUUUGAAUUUGGCCUUCAGUGAAGACAGAGCAAAGAUGAUUACAGAGGGACAAAAGGUUAUUCCUAAACGAACCCUGUCCUAUGGGUUCCAGUAUAAAUUUCCUGACAUUGAGUCAGCUUGUAAAGAUAUUGUGAGCUCAAAAUAAUUUUGAAAAUGAAUGUCAAUUAAGUUAUUAGACUGGCUGUAAUUAAAAGUGUCGUUUCCAACAUGUA
This is a messenger RNA of Schistocerca gregaria, 1700 nucleotides long. Its product is annotated as epimerase family protein SDR39U1. Bases 725 to 1633 code for a protein of 302 amino acids. NCBI's taxonomy places the organism in Eukaryota, Metazoa, Arthropoda, Insecta, Orthoptera, Acrididae. The transcript is spliced from 6 exons. The record is from RefSeq and is a predicted model, not a curated record.